Messenger RNA from Dovyalis caffra, 855 nucleotides. NCBI's taxonomy places the organism in Eukaryota, Viridiplantae, Streptophyta, Magnoliopsida, Malpighiales, Salicaceae. The record is from the annotation of a GenBank genome assembly.
AUGGAUCUGCAAGAACAGUUAGAUAGAUUCAAGAGGCAGCAAGAGAAGUGUCAGUCUACCCUUACAAGUAUUGCGAAAUCAAGGCCGUCCAAAUCCAGUGCGACUCAGAAAGCUGUUUCGGUAGCUGCAUCGCCAUCUACGAAUGCGAGGACUCCUGCUCCUGCUGUCAAAUUUUCUAAUGAUACGGAGAGGCUUCAGCAUAUUAAUAGUAUUCGAAAAGGCCCUGCCGGAGCUCAAAUCAAGCGUGUGAUAGACCUGCUUCUGGAGACAAGGCAAGCCUUGACCCCUCAACAAAUAAAUGACCACUGUUACGUUGAUAUGAACUCCAACAAAGCUGUCUUUGACAGUUUGACGAACAACCCAAAAGUGCACUAUGAUGGGAAACGCCUCUCGUACAAGUCCAAGCAUGAUUUGAAGGACAAGAAUCAACUCCUUGUCUUGAUACGGAAAUUUCCAGAGGGCAUUGCUGUCAUUGACCUUAAGGAUGCAUACCCAAAUGUGAUGGAUGACUUACAGGCUUUGAAAGCUGCAGGCCAGAUUUGGCUGCUAUCAAACUUUGAUUCGCAGGAGGAUAUUGCCUACCCGAAUGACCCCAGGAUGGUCAUUAAGGUGGACGAUGACCUUAAACAGCUCUUUCGAGGGAUUGAGUUGCCUCGAGAUAUGCUCGACAUUGAGAAGGAUCUUCAGAAGAAUGGGAUGAAACCUGCCACCAAUACUGCAAAGAGGAGGGCUGCAGCUCAGGUCCAGGGCAUUUCCACUAAGCAAAAGGCCAAGAAGAAGAAGCAUGAGAUCAGCAAGAGAACUAAGCUCACCAAUGCACAUCUUCCAGAACUUUUUAAAAACCUUGGUUCUUGA